ACGCAGCUCGGAUUGGUCAGUCGCUGCAAACCAGGUAGUGAAAACACGAAGUAACACGAGCUAGUUGUGGGUGAUAACGUUACUUCAGAAGCAUUCAUCGGCGUCCCGUCUCCAUUCGGUAGACGUGUCCACCAUGGAGCCCAUUCUGUUUCCUCGUGAGUCUGGGCAGUUCGUAGCCGGGCGGAGUCGAGAUGUGUUCGUCGAAGAGGAAGGCGUGCAGAAGGUGGCAGAGAUGCUGUACCACCUCCGACACAGUGAGGACCUGACCGCCAGUGGCUGGAAGAAGGCGAAUCCGUUGGCUCCGGCUCCCACGUCUGACCAGGCUCUGAACUGGGUGUUUGUUGUUGACACCAUGAACUUCUCCUUUUGGCCCGAGAAAGAAAGUCAACAGUGUGAGGUGACCUAUAAAGGGACCACGUACACGGGCUACUUGACCCUGUGUGCUGCCAUCACCAGGGCCAUGGAGGAAGGUGUACCCAUCACUGAUCCAAAGUACUUCUCCCAGAUGAGCGUGGAGGAGUUGGGACACGUCCUCCGAUCCGAUAACGGAACCCCCAUGCCCAUGCUCCAGGAGCGCCACCAGGUGCUCAUUGAGGGCGGUCGCGUGCUGCAGGAACAUGGCGGAAGCUUCCGGAGUUUUAUCAGCGAGGCCGGUAAUGACGCCCGUAAGAUGGUGGAACUCAUCGUGAAGAAGAUCCCUUCCUACAAGGACGAAGCUACUUAUGAGGGGAGGAGAAUCUCAUUCUACAAGCGGGCGCAGAUCCUGGUGGCAGAUUUCUGGGGCGUGAUGGAGGCCAGAGGAGAGGGGGACAUCAUCGACAUGGACUGGCUCACCAUGUUUGCAGACUACAGGGUCCCUCAGGUGCUCGUCUACUUCGGAGCACUACGAUACUCUGACGCGCUGAUGCACACACUGAACCGCGGUGAGGCGCUAAGGUCAGGAGACAGGAGAGAGGUCGAGAUCCGAGGAUGUUCCAUUUGGUCUGUGGAGCGGAUCAAAGAUCGUCUUUGCAGGCUGGUGCACGAGAGGGACAGAGAGACCUGCAGCAUCAACCCUGCAGUCAUUGACUUCUACCUGUGGCCAUAUGCCAAGAAGCACCACAAAGAGAUGGCCCACAUUCCAAUACACCACACACGUUGUAUUUACUAUUGACGAGCCGGCUGGCACCAUUGCGUACAGUGCAGUGCUUGGCAUCGGUGCCUUUUCCUAAGGAUGAAGCCAAUCACGUCUCUGUGCCAGAUAUAUGUGCAAAUUGGCUUCUCUUCAGCUGUAAUAGAAACAGGUGUAGCGCUUUAAUUUUACCCGUUGAUUUAAUUGUGUAGUAACACAGUUGUCCAUUAGCGGUCAAUUCAAAUGUUUAUGCAGAACAUUUUCAUCACACUUCUUGCUGUAAGAGUGAUGAUAUACUGUAUGUGAGAAUACACAAUGGACAAAUUGGUGUAUUUGCACCGGCUUAAUCUCUGUGAGGUCAGCAGUGAAAAUAAAAUAUUUUCUUUAGA
This is a messenger RNA of Pungitius pungitius (ninespine stickleback), 1500 nucleotides long. It is a transcript of the gene qng1, whose product is annotated as Q-nucleotide N-glycosylase 1. The coding region runs from base 134 to 1153 and encodes 339 amino acids. NCBI's taxonomy places the organism in Eukaryota, Metazoa, Chordata, Actinopteri, Perciformes, Gasterosteidae. The transcript has 7 exons. The record is from RefSeq and is a predicted model, not a curated record.